Messenger RNA from Phanerochaete carnosa HHB-10118-sp, 852 nucleotides. RefSeq lists its product as uncharacterized. The transcript is spliced from 3 exons. The coding region runs from base 534 to 839 and encodes 101 amino acids. The record is from RefSeq and is a predicted model, not a curated record. NCBI's taxonomy places the organism in Eukaryota, Fungi, Basidiomycota, Agaricomycetes, Polyporales, Phanerochaetaceae.
GCUGAUGGAGUGUAUAAUGGGUAUCCAAUGAACUUCAUAGUUCAUCCUGUUACUUGCAUGUAGAAAGCGGAGAGAAGCAGUGUCCGGUGUAGGGCUGCGCGCAACUGGAUUCUGCUCGCCCGUCUUCAUUCAUCGGACUGAUGCCAAGGCACCAUUAGCUAGAUGCGCCGGCAUGUCUCUUUAGCUCUGAUCCCGUCUUUAUAUGGCGGCUCGCUGUAUCAACAGCAUUUGCCUCCGAAGCUGACGCGCUUAACGCAAUAGUCCGGAUAUCCAGACACGCCAGCGAAGCUGUCUGAACGACUUCUUGCUGCGCAACCCUGUGCCGCUGGGCUACACUCCGGGACCGGCUCUCCUCAUGUAUCGCAUAUGCCGAUAUCAGAGGCGACCCUGCGGUUGCUCCACGUAUGGGUUAGUGCACAGCUGGCCACCUCUUUGGGUGUUUUCACACCACUUGCAAGGCAUUGCAUCGGGCUUCACCAUGCGAAUGCCCUUGUACUUACGUUUGAUAAGGUGUGGAGGCACCCAUAUGAUAUAUGUACCACGCUAUCUGUCACCACGAGCUCAGGUUAGCUGGUAUGUCCUACCCCGCGGCGCGACAAGGUGAAAGUCUCCCAAGCAUUCGCGAACUCUUCCCCGAAUAUUUCCCUAGCAAAAAGCCUGAGGCUCCGAACCCGAACGUGCUCAGCCCACAGACCCUGUCUCAGCGGCAGGCCCCCCCUGCAACAGUUGCAGAUCAGGCGAAAAAGAAAUACGCCUGUGAGGCAUGCGGAAAGCGUUUCCAGAGACCAAGCAGCGUCAGGAGCCAUACUGUCUCACAUACUGGUGAGAGGCGUGAGUGAGAUGUUUACUUAU